This is a messenger RNA of Lycium barbarum (goji berry), 1693 nucleotides long. Its product is annotated as 9-divinyl ether synthase-like. The transcript has 2 exons. NCBI's taxonomy places the organism in Eukaryota, Viridiplantae, Streptophyta, Magnoliopsida, Solanales, Solanaceae. The record is from RefSeq and is a predicted model, not a curated record. Bases 49 to 1482 code for a protein of 477 amino acids. Gene Ontology annotation, biological process: sterol metabolic process. Gene Ontology annotation, molecular function: iron ion binding; heme binding; monooxygenase activity.
AAUACAUACAUAAAACACAAGCACCAAAACCUCAAAAGAAUCAAAACAAUGUCAUCCUCUUUAGAAUCAUCAAAUCUUCCGGUUCGAGAAAUUCCAGGGGACUAUGGUUUCCCUAUCAUUAGUGCCAUUAAAGAUCGAUACGAUUAUUUCUAUAACCAAGGUGAAGAUGCUUGGUUUCAUAGCAAAGCUGAAAAAUACAAAUCCACUGUUGUCAAAAUUAACAUGGCACCAGGUCCAUUCACCUCUACAGAUUAUAAAUUAGUAGCCUUUCUUGAUGCCACCAGUUUUGUUUACAUGUUUGAUAAUUCCCUUAUAGACAAAACUGAUACUCUUGGUGGUACAUUUAAGCCCGGUAAAGAAUACUACGGUGGUUAUCGCCCCGUUUCAUUCGUUGACACUUCUGACCCGAACCAUGCAGCACUAAAAGGCUACAUUCUUUCUUCGUUCGCAAAGCGACAUAACUUAUUCAUUCCUCUUUUUCGAAACUCUUUGUCUGAUCACCUCUUUAAUAAUCUUGAAAAACAGGUCUCCGAACAAGGGAAGUCGGAUUUUAAUGCCUUGCUUCCUAAUAUGACGUUCGGUUUUAUUUUUCGAUUGCUUUGUGAUCAAACUAAUCCAACUGAUACUGUUCUUGCCGAUCAAGGACCGGUUCAUCUUCGCCAAUGGCUUUUACCUCAGCUCAUGCCAUCCUUGAGCGCGAGGAAACUUCCCAAUUUUAUAGAAGAUUUGAUCUUCCAUAAUUUUCUGAUACCAUUUGGUUUCGUGAAAAAAGAUUACAACAAGCUUGUUGAUGCAUUUAGCAAGAAUGCAGUAUCCAUGUUGGAUGAAGCUGAGAAGCUUGGGAUCAAAAGAGAGGAAGCUGUCCAUAACAUGCUUUUUCUCGUGGGGAUCAAUAUGUUCGCUGGCUUGAAUGCUUUCUUCCCUCAUCUCAUCAGGUUUGUGGGCGAAGCGGGCCCUAGUCUACACACUCGACUAGCUAACGAAAUCAGGACAGCUAUUAAGGAAGAAGGUGGAGCAGUGACAUUAUCAGCCAUCAACAAGAUGAAUUUGGUCAAGUCCGUAGUCUACGAAACGUUGAGGCUUCGCCCACCCGUACCAUUACAGUACGGUAAGGCGAAGAAAGACUUCAUGGUCCAGAGCCAUGAUGCAUCUUACAAGAUCAAUAAAGGACAAUUCGUCGUAGGAUAUCAACCCAUGGCUAGUAGGGACCCCAAAAUAUUCGUGAACCCGGACGAUUUUGUCCCUGAUAGGUUCAUGGGUGAUGGUGAGAAAAUGCUCAAACAUGUUUUAUGGUCUAAUGGAAGGGAAACAGAGAAUCCAGCACCAGAAAAUAAGCAAUGUGCAGGGAAAGACUUGGUGCACCUAUUGGGUAGGUUAAUAUUGGUGGAGUUCUUUAUGAGAUAUGAUACGUUCACCGUGGAAAUUACACCCCUCUUUCGUGCACCAAAUGUUGCGAUCAAGACAUUAACUAAAGCAAGUUGAUUAAUUUUUUAAUGUGUUGGGAGCUUUAUUGAAGUUAUCAAAGUGUGUGUGCAUGCAUUGGGUCUUUUUAAUUGCUUAGUUGUUGAAUUUUAUUAAUUUGUAUUCUAUUUAUUUCCUUUUUAUUUACUUGUUCUUUAUAAUUCAAAUGAAUAAAUGUUGAUUACAGAUUGAUUCAAAAGAAUUAAAAAUUACAAGUUGCAUGUAGUGUAUA